AGGCAUACAUUAAACCUUUGACUUAAUUGGGGCAACUUCAAUGUUAUCUGCAGCUUUAUCAAUCUGACAUCUUAACUUUUACCCAAUUUUGUUUCAGAUAACGACAUUCAAUAUCUCGUUAGUUGUUCAUGGGACAGUAGCAGAGGACGAUGAUUUUCAGAAGGAAGAGGGAAACCCAUAUGCUAUUCCAAAAAGCAUGGGCAUUUUUGAAAUACUUGAGAGUCCGUUGGACAUUACAACUAGCACAAUAAUAAAGAGGAUUGUAUCAAAUCAUGAGGCUUACCAGUGCCCACAGAGGUGCACACCGUCCAAUAAUGAAUCUUCAUGAGAGAAGUUUAAGUGUUUUAGCAUGUCGUUAUGUUGAUGAAGUGAUAAUAGGUGCUCCAAGGGAGGUGUCGAGAGAUAUGAUAACAACAUUCAAUGUCUCAUUAGUUGUUCAUGGAACAGUAGCAGAGGACAAUGACUUCCAGAAGGAAGAGGGAAACCCAUAUGCUAUUCCAAAAAGCAUGGGCAUUUUUGAAAUACUUGAGAGUCCGUUGGACAUUACAACUAGCACAAUAAUAAAGAGGAUUGUAUCAAAUCAUGAGGCUUACCAGAAGAGGAAUGAGAAGAAGGCAGAAAGUGAGAAGAAGUAUUACGAGGGAAAGACAUACAUUAGCGAUUAGUACCAUCCAUCGAAGAUUCUACCUUCCAUUGUUUACUUAAAAAGUUGAUUCCUUUGUAUCUGGUUUCUGGCAGGGGAUGCCAUAGGAUGCAGCAGUUAGGGUCAGCAUGUUUGUUUGAUUUGUUUAUUUCAGGGUUCUGGUAUAUGUGCCUCCCUCUUUGGAUACUUACUUUUCUCCCUUUCUUUAUUCCAUAGUAUGUACCCAUGUCACCAACUGAAUUAUAAAGAAAUUUAUGUUCUGUUU
Messenger RNA from Cuscuta campestris, 908 nucleotides. Lineage: Eukaryota; Viridiplantae; Streptophyta; Magnoliopsida; Solanales; Convolvulaceae. The record is from the annotation of a GenBank genome assembly.